GUUUUGCACGUUGUAUUUUAUAAUUGAGAAACUGCGAAUUUCAGUUUAAUUUAGUAAAUAAUCUAAGCUUCAAUUAAACAGGUUCGUAGUCAAUAAUAAAAUGAAGAUAACAAGAUACAAGAAGGUUCAAAAGUAUCUCAAAUUUUACUACAACAACUUUGGUUUCCACCAGCCUUACCAAGUUCUUAUUGAUGGCACAUUCUGUUUUGCUGCAUUCAAAGAACAAAUAAAUAUAAGAGACCAACUGCCUAAGUAUUUAAACGGACAAGUAAAAUUACUUACUACAAGAUGCAUAAUAAUAGAGACGGAAAAGAUUGCCAAGAAGACCCACGGCGCUCUCACCAUCCUGAAACAGUUCGGCCUCCACGAGUGCGGCCACAAGGACCCUAUCACCGGCUCCAACUGCAUUAUGAGCAUGAUCGGAAAGAAGAAUGACAAGCAUUACAUAUUAGCGUCCCAAGAUAGGGAUUUACAGGAGAAAUUUAGAACAAGGGCUGGUGUCCCACUGCUGUACCUACACAACAAGUCACCGACAUUAGAUAAACCGUCCAGGGCUAGCUACGAUAAAGCAGGACAAACUUUAGAGGCACCGAGUGUAUUCAUAAGUGAGACUCAAAAUGAAACACUGAAAACCAUGAAAAAGGCCCUCGGUGUGGAAGAAAAAGUGGAGGAAGUUAAAGUGCCCAUGAGAAAGAAAAAACCCCACAACCCCAACCCCUUGUCAUGCAAAAAGAAGAAAAAGAAACCAGGUGUAAGGAAUGAGGCUAAGAAACAGGAUGGCGUCAGUGAAGGUAAAGUGAGGAAAAGAAAGAAAAAGAAGGUACCUAAGCAUUUGAAAGAACAAAUCAAGAAUGUUGUAUGAUAAUAAAUGUUUUUAAUAAA
Ostrinia nubilalis (European corn borer) is the source of this 882-nucleotide messenger RNA. Its product is annotated as anaphase-promoting complex subunit 13-like. The transcript has 2 exons. The coding region runs from base 101 to 862 and encodes 253 amino acids. NCBI's taxonomy places the organism in Eukaryota, Metazoa, Arthropoda, Insecta, Lepidoptera, Crambidae. Gene Ontology annotation, molecular function: small ribosomal subunit rRNA binding. Gene Ontology annotation, cellular component: anaphase-promoting complex; small-subunit processome; nucleolus. Gene Ontology annotation, biological process: protein K11-linked ubiquitination. The record is from RefSeq and is a predicted model, not a curated record.